This is a messenger RNA of Malassezia japonica, 798 nucleotides long. RefSeq lists its product as uncharacterized. The record is from RefSeq and is a predicted model, not a curated record. Gene Ontology annotation, cellular component: nucleus; delta DNA polymerase complex. Lineage: Eukaryota; Fungi; Basidiomycota; Malasseziomycetes; Malasseziales; Malasseziaceae. Gene Ontology annotation, molecular function: DNA-directed DNA polymerase activity. The transcript has 3 exons. Gene Ontology annotation, biological process: DNA replication; nucleotide-excision repair, DNA gap filling; DNA strand elongation involved in DNA replication. Bases 1 to 798 code for a protein of 265 amino acids.
AUGAACGACCCCGACGCGUUCCUCGUCGCGCGUGUGCUGCACGACAAGCAGGCGGUGACGUACCGCCUCCUGAGCCGCACGCUGGGGAUAGACGUGGACGUGGCCAAGGCCGCAAUGCAGGCGUGGUACAAGGCGAACGACGCGUCGUGCGCCGCGACGUACGUCGUACACGGCGUGCGCAAGGCGGACGACCUGGAGACGAUUGCGCUCGUGAGCGCAGAUGGGCUGCAGGCGGAGCUGCAGGCGUACACGUCGAGCACGCACCAGAUCUACGCAGUCCAGGCACACAAGACCUACGAUGCGCCGCUCCUUGCAGCCGUCAACCGCGAGAUGGCGCACGACGCGGCGCUCGUCGAGCGCUAUGCGAAUGGCGCGUCGGAGCUCGGCGCGAUCGGAAACUCGCACACGAAGCGCGACGGCGCGACGCCGCUCGCCGCCCCACGACCCCGCGCCGCGCCGAGCGCCGCGCCAAGUGCCGCGCCGAGCGCGGCCCCGAGCAAGGAGCAAGAUACCAAGCCGGCGCCGUCGGGCGAGACGCGCCGCGUACGCAAGAAGCGCAAGGUCAUGCGCAAGGUCAAGACCAAGAACGAAAAGGGGUACACCAUCACCCAGGACGUCGAAGAGUACGAAUCCUAUUCGGAGGACGAGCCGGUGGACGCGCCCAAGGCCGAGGCCAAGCCCGAAGCCAAGCCCGAGGUCAAGCCCGAGACCAAGCCCAAGGCACCGCCCAAGCGGCCGGCGCCAAAGGGCAAGCAGCAGCCGUCGCUCACGUCGUUCUUUACAAAGCAGGCUCGGUAG